Molecule: messenger RNA, 443 nt
Organism: Ascoidea rubescens DSM 1968
Lineage: Eukaryota; Fungi; Ascomycota; Saccharomycetes; Ascoideales; Ascoideaceae
Exons: 1
Coding region: 120-281 (53 amino acids)
Source: RefSeq, a predicted model, not a curated record
GUUUAACCAGCUAAUUCAAGAACAACAAUGUUAAAAAGGAUGAUUUGAAGAGGAAAAAACAAAAAGCUUCUUUUCUUAAAGAUGUAUUGAUUUAAUCUGUGCCAUAUGGUAGGUUUGGUAUGACCUAUUUCCGAAUAGUAAAUAUUUUCCAGUGUGAUAUAUCAAAGUAUAUUGCACUUUUGAACUAUAUUAUUUGCUUCCAAGAAGAAAAAGCUGACAAUAAUAUGGAACCUGUAAUAAAUUUGCUGAAAUCAAAAACAAUCAAGGCUUGUUCAUGUUGAGAAGAUAGAACCUGAUACAAGAUUAGUGCCAGUGCAAAGCACAUAGAAAAAGCACGCCCUUCGGCUAAUUUAAUUUAUGUGCCCACAGUCAAAUUUUUGGCACCAACUGCAACACCAAAUCGCUGGCAGCCCAGCCAGCAACUGGCAAAUAUAUAUGGUUUU